Messenger RNA from Vitis riparia (riverbank grape), 1326 nucleotides. Its product is annotated as UPF0613 protein PB24D3.06c. The record is from RefSeq and is a predicted model, not a curated record. NCBI's taxonomy places the organism in Eukaryota, Viridiplantae, Streptophyta, Magnoliopsida, Vitales, Vitaceae.
UCAUCUGACAUAUCCAGUCAGUCACGUCGUCACGGCGUUUGAAGCGAAAACCUAGAAGUCCGUACAUCGUCGAGAUUUAAGGGUAAUGGGAUCCAAUCAUAGCAUCUGAUAUGAAUCUCUCUGCAUCAUCGUCUUCUUCUCUGCUGUCGUCAUCGCCUUCUUCAUCAUCUUCCUCAACCACUUCAUGGUUUUCGGGCAUUGUUCGCGGCCGUUCUGAUAAGUCUGGUAGCAUCAAAAUGGCAAACAACUCCGUCGCCAGCGACCCUUCCGGUUCCGGAGGCCCCGUCAAUCGGAAAAACCAGUUCCAUGGCGUUCUCUUCAAGUACGGUCCCAAGCCAGUUCAGGUUGCAUUUAAAACUGGAAACUAUAAACAACAAGUCAUUUUUAUCGGUGGAUUGACAGAUGGUCUUCUGGCAACUGAAUACUUGGAACCUUUAGCAAUGGCAUUGGAGAAUGAGAAAUGGUCUUUAGUUCAACUACUUCUAUCAUCUUCUUAUAGUGGAUAUGGCAUCUCCAGCUUGAAACAAGAUGCCGUGGAGCUUGAUCAGUUAAUCAGUUAUUUAAUUAACAAGGAAGAUUCUGAGGGUGUGGUACUACUUGGCCAUAGUACUGGCUGUCAAGAUAUCGUGCAUUACAUGCGUACAAAUGCUGCAUGCUCCAGAGCAGUUCGUGCUGCUAUUUUGCAGGCUCCGGUUAGUGACCGGGAAUACAGGGCAACGCUUCCUCAAACAGCUGCUAUGAUUGACCUGGCUUCAACCAUGAUUAGUGAAGGCCGGGGAUUGGAAUUGAUGCCCAGGGAAGCAGAUGAAGGGGCCCCAAUAACUGCCUAUAGGUAUCACUCCCUUUGUGCAUACAUGGGGGAUGAUGACAUGUUCAGUUCUGACCUUAGUGAUGACCAGCUGAGAAUGAGACUCGGGCAUAUGUAAACACCUUGCCAGGUUAUCUUUUCUAUGGCUGAUGAAUAUGUCCCUGAAUACGUUGAUAAGAAAGCAUUGGUGGAAAGAUUAUGCAGGGCCUUGGGUGGCGCAGAGAAAGUUGAAAUUGAAUGGGGUAAUCACUCUCUUUCUAACAGAGUCGCGGAAGCUGUCCAAGCCAUAAUUGAUUUCGUUAUAAGAGAGGGACCAAAGGGGUGGGAUGAUCCAUGGAACUAAAAUGAUGCCUCUCUGUGAUGUUUGUUCAUUUUCUUCCUCUUUUGUUGUUGUCUAUUCCUCAUUUCCAUUCUUUGCCUUGUUAUUUUAAUUCUAUUCCCUUUUUGAAUAUGCUAGACGUUGAGUGAAUAUCAUCAACCUUCUAUUAUUUAUAGAAGCUUAGCUUUCGGAAAUCAAA